This is a messenger RNA of Balaenoptera acutorostrata (minke whale), 756 nucleotides long. RefSeq names its product serpin family A member 9 (gene SERPINA9). Gene Ontology annotation, molecular function: serine-type endopeptidase inhibitor activity. Lineage: Eukaryota; Metazoa; Chordata; Mammalia; Artiodactyla; Balaenopteridae. The record is from RefSeq and is a predicted model, not a curated record. Gene Ontology annotation, biological process: negative regulation of endopeptidase activity.
AUGGAGAAGGACCUUGAAUGCCAGGAGUUGGGCAUCCCUCCCCAGGUUGGUGGGGAGCCAUGGAGAGAUCUGAGCAGGUCACUGAGGCUCUAUUCAUUUGUCUUCAUUCUUUUUUCUCUCUGUUCCUCUGACUAUACAAUCUCAUAGGAGAAGCCCUUUAACCCUGCAUAUACAAGUAAAAGCUUCCCAUUCCUGGUGAGCAAGAGGACCACUGUACGUGUUCCAAUGAUGCACCAGGUGGAACAAUUUGCUUUUGGGGUGGAUCCAGAGCUGAACUACUCUGUGCUGCAGAUGGGCUACAGCAGAGACACUGUGGCCUUCUUUGUCCUCCCUGGUGAGGGCAAGAUGAGGCAGCUGGAACACGCCUUGUCAGCCAGGACUCUGAGGAAGUGGAGCCGCUCACUCCAGAAGAGGUGGGUAUAGGUGUUCAUUCCAAAAUUUUCCAUUUCCUCCUCCUAUAACCUGGAUAUCCUCCCAAAGAUGGGCAUCUGGGAUGCCCUUGACAAAAAUGCUGAUUUUUCUGGAAUCACGAAGAAAGACUUCUUUCAAGUUUCCAAAGUGGCUCACGAGGCUGUGCUGGACGUCAGAGAGGAGGGGACCCAGGCUGCAGCAGCCACUGUCACCAAACUCAGAGUCCAGUAUGGCCCUUCUUACUCCACCAUCUGUUUCAAUAGGUCCUUCAUGCUGCUGAUCAUAAACAAAGCCACACAGAUCAUGCUCUUCCUUGGGAAAUUUGGGAACCCCACUAUGUUCUAG